CCAUAAGCGUCGUCAGUCUCGCGACGGCAGCGUGUGCACCGCGAUGCCGAGCUGAUGGCGUCCCUCGAAGCCGUGCCCAAAAAACCGGUUCAGCGCACCCUUAGAUAAUAGCCGAAGUGAGUGAAAAUGCAAAAUAAUCAAGAGGGACCGAGUCCGGCAGCCACGGGGGCCACGGGUACGGCCAGCACCAAGAGCCACGUCAACGGUGGCAGGUUCGAUUUCGACGAUGGUGGCACCUAUUGCGGAGGCUGGGAGGAGGGCAAAGCCCACGGACACGGUGUGUGCACUGGACCUAAGGGACAGGGGGCCUACUCUGGAUCCUGGCAUUACGGAUUCGAAGUUUCUGGCGUCUAUAAUUGGCCGAGUGGAAGUUGUUUCGAAGGACAAUGGCAAAAUGGAAAGAGGCAUGGACUAGGAGUUGAGACAAGAGGAAGAUGGAUCUACAGAGGGGAGUGGACACAAGGUUUCAAAGGCAGAUAUGGCGUUCGGCAAUCUAACACUUCAACAGCAAAGUACGAAGGAACUUGGGCUAAUGGUUUACAAGAUGGUUACGGAUCAGAAACAUAUGCAGAUGAUGGCACAUAUCAGGGACAAUGGAUGCGGGGCAUGAGACAUGGUUACGGAAUCCGAACGAGCGCACCAUUUGGAAAGGCUUCGAAAUACAGGGCGAACAAAAAUAUAAGAGCAAGUUUGACUUCCCUCAGGAGUUCCGACAUUGGAAAUGCAGCACCGCCAGAAGCGAUCGAGAAGAGGGAUCGACGAGCAGAAGAUGCUAGGGGAGGCUUCGUCUUGAAGAGAAGUAGUGCGGAGCCGCAGGUCAGAAGGAGGUCACUUGGAUCUGGAAAUAUAAAAAAAGGAAUUUUGAUGGGUCUCAAAUUGAAAAAACAAAGAAGCACAGGUGACUUAGAGGGCAAACGAUCAGCUACAACGGGAAGUAUCAGAUCUGCAGGUUCAAGUUCAUCUUGGAUGAGCACAGAUUCGAUGCAGUCUGGCUUCACGAACACUUCCAUUCCGUCAGAUUCUAACGCCAGUUUUGUUGUCGAGGACGAGCAGAUGGACCCAAACGUGACCGAAACCUACAUGGGCGAAUGGAAGAACGACAAAAGAUCCGGCUACGGUAUCAGCGAACGAACGGACGGUCUCAAAUACGAAGGCGAAUGGUUCGCGAACAAAAAAUACGGCUACGGCGUAACUACCUUCAGCAACGGCGACAAAGAAGAAGGCAAAUACAAGAACAACGUGCUCAUUACCUCCUCCAAACGAAAACUAUUCCUUAUGCGAUCCGCGAAAUUCCGCGAACGGAUCGAGGCGGCCGUGAACGCAGCUCAGCGGGCGUCCAAGAUAGCGUUGCAGAAGGCGGACAUCGCGAUCACCAGAACCGCCGCCGCUAGGGGAAAAGGCGAACAGGCCGACCAAUCGGCCGCGCAGGCUAGGGAAGACUCGGAUAUAGCGUUGGCCGUGGCCAAACAGUACGCUCCGGAUUUCAAGCAGCCGGGGCUUGAGAGACUUAGACAAAGACAGUUAACUAGGGGUAAAAUUAAUAGUGAUUUAGAACCGACAGCAAACGCGAUUCAUGAGGAACCCAAACAGAACGAGUACAACCAGAUGAAUUCCAACCCAGGUCAUAAGUUAGAUAACCAAAUGGGCAAUUCGAUAAACGUACCAAACAACUACAGCCAGAACUAUCAGGAUCGUGUGCCGAAAGAGCAGCAGUACCAACAGCAGUAUCAGUAUCAUCAGAAUAGGCUAAACUCGGUCAGUAUGACGGACGGUAAUCCUUACAAUAAGCCUAUUUUGAAAAAUCACGUUCACGAGUUCGGUCCACAAGUUCCAAAUAACGUGGAUAAGAUGAACGACAGUUAUAUGGCAAGACCAAGAAAUUCCAUAACGAUGGAUAAUCAUCAUGGAGGUGAGAGCCAAGGGAACAAUAUGGUGAGGAAGUUGUCGCGGCAGUCUUCUAGGGAAAGACCUUAUUUGGGAAACAUUAGCCAACAAUCGUCGAUAGACCACUUCGAUCACUACAAACGACCACCAAGUCGAGACUCGAGUGUUGACAGGUACUCACGUGCAACUGGCCGCCUUUCUGCGUCCGGCUCACGGCAGGCCAGCAUCGACAGGACGAUCAAACCAAGCGAAACUCCAGAUAGGACAAUAAGGGCUCCUUCGAUAGCUCGAAGCACCACGCCUGUUUCGCCGAUGCCACCGAUGCAAAAUUUCCAGAACCGCAAUGGUGGCGUUCCCAACGCUUCCUUCACGUCGAUAGAGGGCAGCAACGGUCCGAAUGGUUCACCUUUCGAAGAUAUAAUCAUGAGGAAGAGAGGUCUAGGUCAAGAUAUAAUCCCCUCGCCGAAUCAACCCAAAAGAACUGAGAGCCUGUUCAUUCCUGGUGGCGGUAGUGGUGCUGCUACAGCAGCGCCGCCAGUUUCUAAGAAUUUGAUGACCCAAACUUCUUUAGCAAGGAAGAAAUCACUGCCUGAUGUUCAGGAACUUCCUAGAGCAACAUACCAGAUGAGCAGAGAAGAAGUCUCAGCUUUAGGAUCUGCCAGACGAGAAGAGGUUAGGAGACAAAUAGACGAAAAAGAAAGAUUGAAAGCCAAUCCACUCUUAUGGUUGGUCAGCCCCCAAGUGAAGGACUGGAUCUACCGACAACAACUUUUAAUUUUGGUCCUUUUCGUGAAUGUAUGUCUUGCCAUCAUGUUUGUCAAACUGCUGACAUAGUACAGGCUAAGCGUCAACAGCGGACGCUCUUUUAUAAUAUAAUUAUUACUAGAUGAAUUGGAAAUUUAUAUUAUUACGAAAAGUUUUCACGGUAGAUAAAUCAGAAAUAACCUCUCUUUUUUGAUAUCGUUUACGAACACGCCUUAACCUAUAUUCAGAAAUCGUUUUAUACGGUCUUCAAAAUUGGCCGCAACCCAUUCAUUGUUCAAGGGCAAACUUGUUUAAAGCCGCGUUUGCACUAUAUGCCUUUUUCGUGCCUCUUUAUCAGCCUAUUCUUAUGACUAUUGAAUUUUUUCCCUUGUGACUACGAACUUGCCUUUUUUGGCGUUCAUCCAUUCUAACUAAAAUCGAAUUUUUAAAGGGAAACGUAACGUGAGCAAUUGAUGCUUCUAAAAUUUUUUAUACAUUUCUUAUGUUAUCUCAUUUCUCUACCAAAUUUGGCUGCACAAAAAAUUAAGAUAAAAUUAUUAUUACAAUACGAAAGUGAGAUAAAUAGAUGAAAAUAGUUUUAUGGCGUGCAGACAAAUUUUCAAUUCUGGAAAAAGUACCUCGUUAGCUCAUUUGGUAGGGCGACGGACUAGUGAUUCGGAGGUUGCGGGUUCGAAUCCCGCCCGGGGAGGUACUUUUUCCAGAAUUGAAAAUUUGUCUGCACGCCGUAAAACUAUUUUCUUAUAUUAAUACAAUGAAAUUUCUAGUCAUAACAUAUCAUACGACCAUGAGGUAUAGUUGGUUUUUGAAAAAUAUGAACUCGCUUAUUAGAUUUAGUUUCGAAAAAGAUACGAUAAUAGUUUUUAUCGAAUUUAAGUGAAUUUGUACAAUGAUAUUAGGAAUCGGUUACAAAUCGAAAUUAAAAUUAAGUGCCUUCGUUGAGAUUUGUGAACAGAAGAAGAAAAAACUGACUGAUUUCCAAAUCGCAUUUGUCCCCAGAAAAGAAACAAAAUUUAAAAUAUUGCUCUACUAACUAUCGUCAAAUCAACAAAUCAUUCAAUAAUCUUUUGGAUAUAACUUUACAAUGUUUCUACAACAUUUAAAUUUAUUUCUGAAUUAUCUACUAAUUUUUGGCCUAUUAGUAAUAUAUCUUUAAGACAUAUUUUUACACUUUACUACAACGCAAGGUCGAGCGUGAUCUUUUGAUGUUAUUGUGUACAUUUUACCUCUUUGUGUAAGGAAAAUUAUUUUCCUAUUCUGCAAGACCUGAUGUUGUUUCCCAUUUCAUAUAAUUUUUGUCAGAAAAGUGUUGGAGUCAUUUUGCUGUUGGAGUUUUUCAGAUUUUAUGCAUCUCUAACGUCUACAAACCCACGAAAGAGAAUGCGAAAAAACUAUAGGGAGAUCUAUCAUAUCAUGAAAUAUUUAAUUCGUUGAAAAAUUGUUUUUUCGUAUUCUCCUCUUUCCUCUGAGUUUUAGAUAUGUGAGUUUGAAAUUGUUUGUUAUUUAUUCUAUCGAUAAAUAUUUAUAAUAUAAUAAUUGUUUAGAGUAAUCAACUAUUCGAGAUUAUUCAAUUUUUUUCAUUAAUUCGAUAUUCGAAUACCUAAUAUAUAUUAUCUUGGAAAUGUUAUAGAUUUUAUUCUUCUCAACUAUAAAGUUAUUUCAUCUAUAGGUAUAUUUAAGCGAUUUAACUUGAAAUCUACCUUUUCAAUAUUAAAGAUUUUAUUUUGUCGAAUUAUUGUCGUUUCGCCCAGAUGUUCGAUUUUCGUUAAAUUCGAAGAAAAAGACAAUUAAUAAAUGAUAUUCUUGAUUAAAA
Molecule: messenger RNA, 4459 nt
Organism: Harmonia axyridis
Lineage: Eukaryota; Metazoa; Arthropoda; Insecta; Coleoptera; Coccinellidae
Product: junctophilin-1
Exons: 8
Coding region: 127-2718 (863 amino acids)
Cellular component (GO): junctional membrane complex; plasma membrane; endoplasmic reticulum membrane
Source: RefSeq, a predicted model, not a curated record